Molecule: messenger RNA, 849 nt
Organism: Drosophila willistoni
Lineage: Eukaryota; Metazoa; Arthropoda; Insecta; Diptera; Drosophilidae
Gene: mRpS18B
Product: 28S ribosomal protein S18b, mitochondrial
Exons: 2
Coding region: 81-713 (210 amino acids)
Biological process (GO): mitochondrial translation
Cellular component (GO): mitochondrion; ribosome
Molecular function (GO): structural constituent of ribosome
Source: RefSeq, a predicted model, not a curated record
AACUUGUCAUCUGUUAUCAGCUGUUCCUGUCGGCAGUAGCUUGUUACCUCACAGCAAUUUAUUAGAAAUUUUGACAUAAAAUGUUGCCGAUGGCACGAAGUAUUCUCAAUGGACUCGUCCAGAUAACUCGGAGUAGCCGCGGCGCUGCCUUUCAUACAUCCAGCUUAAUGGGAUGUAAAGCUGCUGAUACUGAAAGUAAUAACACUGGAGACAAUGCGGAUACGGAUGCCGAUGCCACCGAAUCGAGCACACAAAGCUCCGUUCCAGAUGUCAAUGAUCGCACAAAAGUUAUUCCUGUAGAGUCGUCGAUACGGUAUCUGAAGAGUGCGGCAUAUAAGCAAACCUAUGGCGAUGGUUUCGUAUGGUCGCAAUACCGGCGUAACCACAAAGGUAUGUAUGCCCCACGUAAGACACGGAAGACAUGCAUACGCCAAGGCAAAAUCUCCACUGGUAAUCCCUGCCCCAUUUGCCGGGAUGAAUAUCUGGUAUUAGAUCAUCGCAAUACGGAACUGAUUGAUCAAUUCAUAUCCCCACACAGUGGUGAGGUUUUGAGCUAUUCGAAAACGGGUCUGUGCCAGAAGAGUCAUUUGCGCUUGUUGGUUGCCGUCCAACGGGCUCGUGAUUACGGUCUACUCACCUAUGAUGUACCAUUCAGAGAAUACGAUUACAGCGAGUACUACGGCCAACCAAAACAGAAACAACAAAAGUCUUGAAAUGUGAACAAAAAAAAACUUCAUUAAUUUUCUUUAUUAAAAAAUAUGAAUAACGCUUUACUUUUGAUCGAUUAAUUUUGGAUUUUGUCACUAGCGUUAAAUAUAAAAGUAAAAUCGGUUUUAGAAAAAUUCGAAA